AUGCCGAAAUCAAGAAGAGAUAAAGAUUGUAAGUUUAUUGGCAAUAUUGUUCUUGUGUCAGCUUAACAUAUUGAUAUUUUAUUGUUGUUGCUUCUAGAUUCUCUCACUAAAGUCAAAAAGAAGUCAAAAGAAACCAAAGAAACAUUGGUGGAUCAGAUCAGACAAAGUGUGGAUGAAUAUAAAACUAUUUACUCUUUCAAUAUUGAGAACCUACGUUCGUCAAAGUUUAUUCAGGUAAUCUUUAUUAUUUAAUUUUUUUUUAGGUAACAAGGAAAUUUGCUGUCAUUGUAUGAAAGAGCUCUAUAAUUGUCUUAUUUCUAUUGCAUUUUAAUUAUUUAAUGUUUAGAUAAGACAAAGGUUCAAGAAGACGUCAAAGUUCUUUUUUGGUAAGAGAAAUGUGAUGGCGUUAGCAUUAGGAAGAACAGCUGAAGAAGAAAUCGGAGAUGGAUUGCACAAAUUGGCCAAGACAUUGCAGGGACAAUGUGGAUUGGUAUUCACAAAUGAAAAAGACAAAGAAUUCGUUAAGUAAGUUUUAUUUUACGUUUUUGGUAAUAUUUACUAUUUAUUACUACCGGCUUUUAUUGAUUCUACUGUUUUACAUAAAAUUGACUUGUAAAUAAUAGUUAUUGUUCCAAGAUUAUAAUGACUAGGUUGAAAGUACAUUGCUUUAGGUUUUUCACAGAAUUCGACGAACUAGAAUAUGCCAGAAGUGGGAAUAUUGCGACCCACUCAGUUCAUUUGCCGGCUGGUCCUCUGACACAGUUCAUCUUCUCUAUGGAACCACAAUUGAAAAGACUUGGUCUACCAGUCAAAGUGGCGCAGGGUUUUGUUGAGCUGUACGAUGACUUCCAAGUGUGUUCAGAAGGCGAUACCUUGACAGCAGACCAGUGCAAGAUCCUGAAGUUGUUGGGAGAGAAGAUGUCUACCUUCAAAGUGAAUCUCGUUGCCAAAUGGAGUAAGAAAGACGGAUUCUCGACGUUCUGA
This is a messenger RNA of Bursaphelenchus okinawaensis, 984 nucleotides long. The record is from the annotation of a GenBank genome assembly. NCBI's taxonomy places the organism in Eukaryota, Metazoa, Nematoda, Chromadorea, Rhabditida, Aphelenchoididae.